Cydia strobilella is the source of this 5797-nucleotide messenger RNA. Its product is annotated as proteasome adapter and scaffold protein ECM29. The transcript is spliced from 38 exons. Gene Ontology annotation, molecular function: molecular adaptor activity. Gene Ontology annotation, cellular component: nucleus; cytoplasm. Gene Ontology annotation, biological process: proteasome assembly. NCBI's taxonomy places the organism in Eukaryota, Metazoa, Arthropoda, Insecta, Lepidoptera, Tortricidae. The coding region runs from base 81 to 5759 and encodes 1892 amino acids. The record is from RefSeq and is a predicted model, not a curated record.
UCCUGUCAUUCCGUUUUGGUAUUUUGAGGCAAUCUUGGAGAAAAAAAAGCGAUUUUUCAAAUAAAAUCUCAAUUUCAAUUAUGUCGGAAAUGGAAGUGGGUGAUAACGAAAAUGACUGUUCGAAUGAUUUGUUGUUGCUUGAUCGAGUGUUCCUGCGACUUGGGAACGCGGAAACAGAUGACCAGCUAGAAAGUUGUCUUGGACGUUUCUUACCUCCUGUGAUGUUGAAGCUGUCCUCGGCGCAUGAACAGGUGCGCACAAAAGUGAUGGAGCUGCUGGUGCACGUGAACAAGAGAGUGAAGUGCCGUGCUGAUGUACAGCUGCCCGUGGAGACGCUGCUGCAGCUUUACAGGGACCCUAAAGCUAACAGCUUUAUCAUUAAUUUUACUAUAAUUUACAUCACAAUGGGAUUCCCGAGGUUGCCUCGCGAGCGCCAACUGUCUUUGGUGCCAUCUCUGCUAGAGGCCAUUGAGAACAAGCCUCAGGGGCACCAGGAUGGAAUAUUGGUGUUGAUAAUGCCACUGUUGGGCAGCAUUAAAGAAGCAGAUCUGAAUCUCAAGGAGAAGCCCAAACUGACCUCGAUCGUACUGAAGUUUGCCACGGACAUACUGUUGCUACCUUACAGAGCUCUGCCAAAUACAGGCGACAGUGAGUUCCAAGUGCCUCCAGGCAUGAGCAUGAGAACUUAUAAAAGGAUCGUGGACAAGAAUCAACUCAAUCCCAAUCAGUUAGAAGAGAUGAAAUUAUCGAUAGUGAACUUGAUAAGCAAGGACAUAUUCAACACUCAGGACGUGCUGCUGCCGCUGGUGGUGGCAGCAGCCGACUCUCGGUUCAGCGUCGCCAACCACGCCAACAGCCCGCUCAUACGAGCUAAUAGUUCUGUGGACUGGUCGCAACCUUCGGUAGUGGCUCCCCUGUACUCACUCUAUUUAGGCACUUGGGGAGGUCUAAAGGUGCCCCCAGAUGACCGCAAGGUGCCAGCGUGUACCAGACUUAGGCUGAAGAUAAUUCAGUACUUGAACAAAGCAACAGGAGCAGGCAUCAUGUUUCCCCAUUGUGUACAGGUGAUAUUCUCGUCGUUGUUCGACCCGAAUACAAACUCCAGGCUACGCAACAUGGCGCUGAUGUUCUUACUCAAUGUCAUCAACAGUGGGGAUCUAGGACAACUACGGAAAGUAUCCUCAGUGUUCCUACAAGGACUGCUGAAGAUAAUCCGUUCUGACGAAUACGCCGAACACCAACCCAAAGCCUACAUGUGUUUAGGCAGGCUAGCAUUGAAGUGUCCGAAGACCAUCAACAACCAGUUCGCGCUCCUCGAAGAGUUGGUCAAGAAGAUUCCAGAAGCCACGCCCGAGAUGAGGACGGCUUUGCGGGACGCUUUGCUUGAGAUGGCUGUAGCUUACAGGAUCAACCCUGAAGAUAAACUCGAAAUAAUGGACACGAUAUCCGAAGACCCGGGCACUUCGGCGGUGCCGAUGGAGACUGACGAAGGAUCGGAAAGCAAGAAACCCAAAACAACCGCCUUUGACGAGCUUCAAGCGUUGGCACUCUUCGGCUUACUGGAGCAUUACAUGCACAGCGAGGAGUCAAUGAUCCGGUACAUCGCGAUGCGAUAUUCCGCGGCAGUGUACCCGCAAGACUACAUCCCGUCUAGAUAUCUGCUCUUACUGGCCAGUGGAGACAGCCAAGAUGAGGUGUCCACAGAAGCACUAAAAUGCCUCUACGGAACAUCCCGUCCUAGCGAAAUAGACGAUGUCGUAAACAACGUGGACAAGAAAGAGACAACCACAGUCAACUUAGACGACGAAACCUCCAAGAAAGACAAGGAGAAAGAACAAGAGGAGGAGUUCAAAGUGCCAAAGUUUGGGGAUAUAGUGAACUACGUGUGGGAUCAAAUGCAGAAGAGGAAAAAGGGAUCCAACUCGAAGCAUCGUUAUGUGGUCAAUAAUCAAGUGUUGCAGUUUCAUCCUUUGACUUAUCAAGAGAUGCUCCGGUACCUCCGCAUGUGCCUGAACCGCGAGGCCGGGCUGCGCGACUGCUCCGAGCAUCCCAACGCCACGUCGCCGCUGCUCGCCAACUACUUCUACGAGCGGUUGCUUGAUUCGGAGGUUCUGGAGCGAUACCUCUCUAUGAUCACCUCUCUACUGAGCGCUAGUGCAGAAUUAAUGCCCCUCACAUGCUUCCUGGACAUCGUCGGCUGCGUGCCCGAAAAGAUAGCCUCCAAAUAUACGAACCUCCUCCCAUUCCUCAAAAACCUCUUCGUGACCAGUACCAAGGAAGACAUCAGAGAAGCUGCCUCUGUCAUUUACGCUAUAAUCACAGUACAUACUAGCGAAAAAUCAGCGAUAGAGAGGGAGUUGAAAGAGUUCGUGGUACAGGGUGAUAGUAAUAGAAGUUUAGAGUCGCAAUGCGGUUAUCUGUGUGUGUUCUCGCACAUGUGUGAGCGGUGUUUGGUGUUGGCGAAGAGGGGGAAGUUUGGGGGGAAAGGGUUUAGUGGGGCAAACUGGGAGCCGUAUCAAGAGGGAGUUAGGAGUUUAGCGAAAUUCCUUUCUAAUCCGCAAGCGCUACUUGUCAGCACAUCGGUAUCGGCUAUAUCUCUCCUUGCGAGAGUUGGACCGCUGCCGCUACCUGACUCUGAUCCUAAGCAGGCCGCAACCAUUCAAAGCGAUACCCCGUUCAAUGUCAACAAAACUGGCACUGAGGACACUAUUAACAAGUUCACAGUAGCGGACAGCCUGUUCCGAAUAGUCGGCAACGCUAAACUUCAGUCUAAAAUAAAGGAGCGGGCGCUGUAUACGCUUGGUUUACUCUGUUGCGGGGAUCGCUUUCCCUUCGCGAAGCAAAUCGUUAAAGGGUUUCUGCAGAUGGCUAAAGAUAGCAAAGAGUUUGAAAUACAUUUACAAAUUGGUGAGUCGUUAGUGCUGUGUGUUGAGGGUGUCAACUCAAACGAAAACAGGGAUCUCUGGACCGAGCUACCUAAAGAAGGUGACGCAAAGAUAAGAGAUCGCGAAGCAUUGAAAGAAAACGACGAACUGUUGGAAUGGCUAAUGCAGGAGUUGUUUAAGAUCGGCAAACACCCCCACCCACACUCGAGACAGGCUACAAGUAUCUGGCUCCUGGCUUUACUAAAGAACUGCCCCGAACGGGCGCCUAUUUCGAACAAGCUGCCAGCUCUCCAGGAAGUGUUCAUGGAUUUCUUAUCCGAGAACAGCGAAAUAGUGCAAGACGUCGCCAGCAAGGGCCUAACUCUGGUAUAUCAGAAUUCAGACAAGCAAGCGAAAAAGGCCCUUGUGGCCCAGAUAAUAGAUCAGUUCACCACUGGCAAGCGCGCUGUGGCUCAGGUCACAGAGGACACGAAGAUAUUCGAGGAGGGGCAGCUAGGGAAGGCUCCCACGGGAGGUAACCUGUCCACAUACAAAGAGCUGUGUUCGCUCGCUUCGGAUUUAAAUCAGCCGGAUCUACUAUACAAGUUUAUGCAUUUGGCACACCAUAACUCCGUGUGGAACUCCAAGAAAGGUGCAGCAUUCGGGUUCCACUCUAUAGCUCUACAAGCGGGCGCCCAGUUGUCCGAGCACUUGCCCAAGAUCGUGCCGCGCCUGUACCGCUACCGGUUCGACCCCACGCCGCGCAUACAGAACUCUAUGGCGAGCAUAUGGCACGCUCUAGUGCCCAACACGCAGGCUACCGUUCACAAAUACCACAAAGAAAUCCUUGACGACCUCGUAGAAAACAUGACGUCAAACCAGUGGCGAGUGAGGAUGUCCUGCUGUAACGCCCUUGCCGAUCUUCUGAGAGGAGCUCUGAGUCUUCACGAGUCCUUGGCACAGCUGCCCACUCUGUGGGCCCAACUGUUCAGAGUCAUGGACGACGUCCACGAAGGCACGAGGCAAGCCGCCACAACCACGGCUAACGUGCUUUCUAAGCUAUGCGUCCGCGCGUCCGACGUGAGCCAAGGCAAGGACGGUAAGCAGAUCGUGUCUGCCAUCCUGCCCGUGUUGCUCGACAACGGCAUUACUAACAUCGUGCGCGAAGUCAGGAGUGUCAGUUUACAGACAGUAUCAAAACUAGUGGGUGCGGCGGGCGACUCACUCGCGCCGUUCCUACCGAAGCUCAUACCUGCUUUAGUUGGCGCGGCGGGCGAACUGGAAUCUGCCAAACUUUCGUACCUCAGUACGGCGAUGAGUACUGACAGCGGCACAAGAGACCUUAUCGAUGAUAUGCGAGCCAAUGCGGCCAGGCAGCACUAUACUACUGAUACUGUUGUUAAGUGUAUGCCGUUCAUAAACAUCGAGGUGAUGAAAGAAACCCUCCCCAAAAUCCUGGAACUGACCAAAUCGCCCCAACUCUGUACCAAAGUCGCCUGCACGCACUUCAUAGUGCUGGCCGCGCAUUACUUGCGGAGUGACAUGGAGCCGGUCGCCGGGAAGAUUAUGAGCAACCUGCUCAAUGGGGCGUUUGACAGGAACGCGACGGUUAGGAAGAACUAUGCGGAGGCGUUGGGGCAAGUUUCAGCUUACGCUAAGCAAUCGUCAAUCGAUAAGCUGAUGAAGAAGCUAGUAGGGCUAUACGAGACGAAAGAAGACGACACGGCGCGGUCGGCCAUCGCGCUCACACUCAAAUCCAUCGCCAAGGCCAAGAUAGAACACGUGAAGGACAAUGAGGCGGUCUUGGCGCCUAUGGUGUUCUUGGCUAUGCACGCGCCGAAGGAUGACGACUCUUCGACUGUGGAGAUGUUCGAGGACAUAUGGUCGGACAUCAGCCCGGCGCGGGCAAGCGGCAUCCGCCUGCACCUGCCCGCCAUCCGCGAGGAGAUCGACCGCGCGCUCAACUCCAGCAGCUGGACCAAGAAGAUACAGGCGGCGAACGCAGUAAAGACGAUAUGCAAAGACCUCCCGGACGGGCUGGGCGGUCAGCGGGAACAGUUGAUCCGGGCGCUCUUAGCGGCCGUCCACGGGAAGACCUUCGAUGGGAAACAGCACAUGAUACAAGCACUCGCAGAGUGCUGCAGCGUAAAAGACGGCGAGGCGCCUAUAUCCCAAGCGCUCGCGUCAGAAUGUAUCAACGCGCUGCUAGUAGAAGCUCGGAAACAAGAAAUGGUGUACAAGAAACACGCCAUCGCCGCGCUAGGAGAGGCGCUCAGCGCCGUUGAGACGGACCACUUCAAUCAAGUCUAUGAGAUCGUCAAAGUCAUACUAUCCAAGGACGAGUUAUCAAUGGGCAAGGAAUCAGACGAGGAAGACAACGAAGGCGCGCGCUUGCGGCGCGAGCAACUCGGCGCUUUGAAGGAGACCGCGUACGAGCUGCUGGGCAAGGCGUGGCCUAAGGAUGCCGCUACGCAAGAAAAAUACCAAGACGUAUUCUUCGAACACUGCGCGACCUCAUACUCCAUGAGUUCACGCCCCACACAAUUAUCUAUUCUCGCCGCCGCCACGCGAGUUGUCGAAAGACUGGUCGUGCUUAACGCCGAGCCUAUGGACACGGACAACGUCACUGACAGUAGGAGCAAGGCUAUAAGCAGCGUCGUUGGACAUGCGGCCACCAUUAUUGACUACACGUUGAAAAACAACAAUCAAAUGAGGCACAGGCGAGACGCGUUGAAUCUCAUGGAAGUGCUCGUCAAAAAGCUCAAAGAUUUAAACAAAUUAGAGGAACUGGACAAACUGAGCAGUAUUUACAACUUGUAUUCAAAAGAUCUAUCGAAGGACUCUUCACAUGAAAUAAGGGCAAAAGUUGAUAACAUUAAAGUGUACUUGAAAUAAACUUCUAUGUUAAUAUGUAAUAAAACAAUUCUGUAAAU